GGAAUACAAUACAAGACUGGCCCGUUGCACAACCUGUUUCUUGGAUAUUCAGGCCAUAUUACUGGAAUCUUUGCGUCCUCUUUCUCCUGAAUCGUUGCCGCACCUGCGCCGACUUUCCGUUCUAGCGGGUCACUCGCCAUGUGCUACCGAUCGUAUACACUCUCAAUCAAGUUGUCGCUCGUUUUCUCGAAAGUGGGAUUCUAGCCUGGAAGACGGCUUGUACGCCCCCAAUCGCUCGCUCAAAAUGAUGCUGUCUCUUCUUCGGGGCGCUUUGCCUGUGGUGUUGCUGGCCUUCCCCGGUUCUGCAGAUGCGGCGUACUCAAUCGACACAAGAGAGGACAUCAUCACAACCGCAAGCACACUCGCAUACGACCUCAUGAAAUUUUAUGACGGAAACCAAACGGGGAAGAUCCCAGGCAUCCUACCAGGACCACCAGACUCGGGCAUGGGUGACUACUAUUGGUGGCAGGGCGGUGCUAUGAUGGGGACAUAUGUCGAUUAUUGGUAUUACACGGGCGACGACAGCUAUAACCACGUCAUCACGGAGGGGAUGUUGCACCAGACCGGAAGCGAUCGCGAUUAUAUGCCUAGAAACCACACACUCUCACUUGGCAACGACGACCAGGGCUUCUGGGGCAUGACGGCGAUGCUAGCCGCCGAGAACAAGUUCCCCAAUCCGCCUCAAGACAAGCCGCAAUGGCUCGCCCUCGCCCAAGCUGUAUGGACAACUCAAGCAGACCCGGAAAGACAUGACAGCACUUGCGGUGGCGGGAUGCGAUGGCAAGUACCCAGAACCAACGUAGGCUAUGACUACAAGAACACCAUCUCGAACGGCUGCUUCUUUAACAUCGGCGCCCGCCUGGCCCGCUACACCGGCAAUGAUACGUAUGCCAGGUACGCAGAGGAGACUUGGGAUUGGUUGUGGGCCGUGAACUAUAUCGACCAUGAGAACUGGAGGGUGUAUGACGGUGGCCACGUUCCUCAGAACUGCACAAACAUCUUCAAGGCUACCUUCUCGUACAACAUCGGUGUCCUGAUGCAGGGCUGUGCAUUUCUCGCCAACUAUACAGGAGAACAAAAGUGGUUCGACCGCACUCAAGCUUUGGCGAACCGCGCUAUCGAAGACUUCUUUGCCGAUGGUGCCGCCUAUGAGAUCCCUUGCGAGUUCGAAACCGGACGUUGCUCGCAGGACAUGCUGAGCUUUAAGGGAUACCUCCACCGCUGGAUGACCGUGGUGACACAACUUGUUCCCUCGACCCGUGACCUUAUCAUGCCUGUCUUGCGCAACUCUACAGCAUCAGCUAUCCGCCAAUGCACAGGUGGUGCGUCAGGGAGGGUCUGCGGUUUCUACUGGACGACAGGCCAGUUCGUCGACCCGGCCAUAGACGAGACGAGCGGUGCUGGCGAGGCCAUGAACGUGCUAGCAGCGGUGCAGAGCCUCUUGGACGUCGAUCCCCCUGCCACGAACGAUACGGGUGGCACCUCCAAAGGCGACCCAAAUGCCGGCUUAAACUCGAACCCUUUCAAGGAGCACUCGACCGUCACCGCCGGCGAUCGUGCCGGCGCUGGUAUCCUGACGGUCAUUGUUCUCGUCAGUGCCGUGGCUAUAUGGGGUUGGAUGUCAAUCCCUCAUGCAGAAUGGAACGAACCUAAGGGCAAGGAGAAGGAGAAGAUGAGCCCGAAAAGUAUAGAUGCAGGCAACUCACAAGAAAGUGUUACGGUACCAAAUGGUACUUUGAUCUAAAAGCGUAUCAAAUACCUACAAGAGCAGAGGAAAUGGGAAAUCCGUUGAACUAGAAAAGCGCUCGUCCUUAUCAUAUGGGCGGCAUUAUUUUUUGCAUCAAAAGCUUACAUCAUUUGGGCUUAACAUAAUCGGAG
Molecule: messenger RNA, 1878 nt
Organism: Colletotrichum navitas
Lineage: Eukaryota; Fungi; Ascomycota; Sordariomycetes; Glomerellales; Glomerellaceae
Product: family 76 glycosyl hydrolase
Exons: 4
Coding region: 245-1744 (499 amino acids)
Biological process (GO): fungal-type cell wall biogenesis; carbohydrate catabolic process
Molecular function (GO): mannan endo-1,6-alpha-mannosidase activity
Source: RefSeq, a predicted model, not a curated record